AUGGCAAUAAAUAAAAACGAGUGGAAUCGAUCAUUAUUUGGUUGUACGGAUAAUUGUAGUUCAUGUUGUUAUGGAUUUUGCUGCCGGCAAAAAUUUCGAUCGAUCUCGUUGCUGUUUGAAGACUUUUAUAAAUUGUCUAGUUAUACGUCUAGAAGAACAGGAUUGAAUUUCCAGCCAAAUGUCAAACAAAAUAAAAACUCUCAUUCAUAUUCAAAAGGUGCUCCAGCAGAUAGUGCUAUCGACAUUCCAUCGGUUUCAUCAAAACCAAAUUCCAAAUGUUCCGUUUCACGAGUACUCUGUAUUCAAGGAUUGAUUAUACUAUUUCUUCUGACACUGGCAGCUGUGAUUAUACCUAUCGUAGUUUUAGUAAUGGACACCACCAACAGAGGAUCACCAUGUGCUACAACCUAUUCACAAUCGUUUGUAUACAACACUAUUCCAACGACACAAUGUGCAGCGUGGCAAACAUUCACAUCGACGUUGACUUGUACAAAGUAUACACUCCUCCUAGGUCUACGUUAUAACACUACUAUUAGUGCUACUUCGAAUGGAGUUAAUUGGAGAGUUGGUUCGUGUUGGUGGAGCGUCCCGGGCGAAAUAACUACAGAUAUUGGGGUGGUAUUUUAA
This is a messenger RNA of Adineta ricciae, 627 nucleotides long. NCBI's taxonomy places the organism in Eukaryota, Metazoa, Rotifera, Eurotatoria, Adinetida, Adinetidae. The record is from the annotation of a GenBank genome assembly.